This is a messenger RNA of Lodderomyces pseudojiufengensis, 1113 nucleotides long. RefSeq lists its product as uncharacterized. The transcript has a single exon. Gene Ontology annotation, cellular component: peroxisomal membrane. Lineage: Eukaryota; Fungi; Ascomycota; Pichiomycetes; Serinales; Debaryomycetaceae. Gene Ontology annotation, molecular function: FAD transmembrane transporter activity; AMP transmembrane transporter activity; NAD transmembrane transporter activity. The record is from RefSeq and is a predicted model, not a curated record. Bases 1 to 1113 code for a protein of 370 amino acids.
AUGUCUGAUACAGAAGAAAUAGCUCAUGCUUUAGCAGGAGCAGGUGGAGGUGCAUUAUCAAUGAUUGUAACCUAUCCAUUAGUUACAUUAUCAACAUUAGCACAAACAAAAGCUAAAAAGAAAGAAGAAAUUGAAUCAAAAUUAACAAAAGAACAACAACAUAAACUUGAAAUUGAAAAUUCUAAACUCACCUUCAAUGAAAAAUUAAUUAAAAAAUUUCAAAAUAAUAGUUCAUAUAUUGCAGCAAAAGAAAUUAUUAAAGAAAAGGGAAUAUUUGGAUUAUAUUCUGGUUUAGAAAGUGCUAUAUAUGGAAUAACAUUAACUAAUUUUAUAUAUUAUUAUUUUUAUGAAUUAACUUCAAAUAUAUUUUUAAAAGCAAAUAAAGUUGGAAAUAAAAGAAAAACUGGUGGUUUAAGUACUUUUCAAAGUAUUAUAACUGGUGCUAUUGCUGGAGCUAUUACAUGUAUUGGUUCAAAUCCAUUUUGGGUUGCAAAUACAAGAAUGAUGACUGAAAAAAAAUCACAACAACAAAAUUUAAAAGAAGGUGAAAAACCAAAAUCAAAUUCAACUUUUAAAACUAUAGUUGAAAUUAUAGAACAAGAUGGUUUUACUACAUUAUUUGCAGGUGUAUUACCAGCAUUAGUAUUAGUUAUAAAUCCAAUUAUACAAUAUACAAUAUUUGAACAAAUUAAAAACAUAAUUAUAUUAAAUGGAGGACAAAAAUCUUUUACAGCAAUAAAAGCAUUUUUUAUAGGAGCAUUUGGUAAAUUAAUUGCAACAAGUUUAACUUAUCCUUAUAUAACAUUGAAAUCAAGAAUGCAUAUUAGAAAAAAAAAUUUACAAAAAAUUGAAGAAGAAAAAGAAGGUAAGCCAAUUAACAAAGAAAAAAAUUUAUCAAUGAUUCAAGAAAUUAAAAAAAUCAUAAAUGAAGAAGGUAUUGAAGGGCUUUAUGGAGGAUUAAUUGUAAAAUUAAUUCAAAGUAUUUCUACUGCUGCUUUUUUAUUUUAUUUUAAAGAAGAAUUAUUAGUUGGUAGUAUUAAAUUAGUUGAAAUUUUUAAAUUAUUAAGUUUUAAAAAAAAUAAUAAUAAAGUUAUUUCAAAUUUUAGUAAUUAA